Messenger RNA from Homo sapiens (human), 1154 nucleotides. RefSeq names its product acyl-CoA thioesterase 8 (gene ACOT8). Gene Ontology annotation, molecular function: acetyl-CoA hydrolase activity; succinyl-CoA hydrolase activity; medium-chain fatty acyl-CoA hydrolase activity. Gene Ontology annotation, cellular component: peroxisome; peroxisomal matrix. NCBI's taxonomy places the organism in Eukaryota, Metazoa, Chordata, Mammalia, Primates, Hominidae. The transcript has 6 exons. The record is from RefSeq and is marked reviewed. The coding region runs from base 78 to 1037 and encodes 319 amino acids. Gene Ontology annotation, biological process: fatty acid biosynthetic process; fatty acid metabolic process; acyl-CoA metabolic process.
GCCGGAAGAGUCAGGUUCUGUGUAUGUCUCCGCGUCUUCCGCGGAGCGGGUGUGCAGGGCCUGCAGCAUUGAACUAGAUGUCGUCCCCGCAGGCCCCAGAAGAUGGGCAGGGCUGUGGCGACCGCGGCGAUCCCCCUGGGGACCUCCGUAGCGUCUUGGUCACGACCGUGCUCAACCUCGAGCCGCUGGACGAGGAUCUCUUCAGAGGAAGGCAUUACUGGGUACCGGCCAAGAGGCUGUUUGGUGGUCAGAUCGUGGGCCAGGCCCUGGUGGCUGCAGCCAAGUCUGUGAGUGAAGACGUCCACGUGCACUCCCUGCACUGCUACUUUGUUCGGGCAGGGGACCCGAAGCUGCCAGUACUGUACCAAGUGGAGCGGACACGAACAGGGUCGAGCUUCUCGGUGCGCUCUGUGAAGGCCGUGCAACAUGGGAAGCCCAUCUUCAUCUGCCAGGCCUCCUUCCAGCAGGCCCAGCCCAGCCCCAUGCAGCACCAGUUCUCCAUGCCCACUGUGCCACCACCAGAAGAGCUGCUUGACUGUGAGACCCUCAUUGACCAGUAUUUAAGGGACCCUAACCUCCAAAAGAGGUACCCAUUGGCGCUCAACCGAAUUGCUGCUCAGGAGGUCCCCAUUGAGAUCAAGCCAGUAAACCCAUCCCCCCUGAGCCAGCUGCAGAGAAUGGAGCCCAAACAGAUGUUCUGGGUGCGAGCCCGGGGCUAUAUUGGCGAGGGCGACAUGAAGAUGCACUGCUGCGUGGCCGCCUAUAUCUCCGACUAUGCCUUCUUGGGCACUGCACUGCUGCCUCACCAGUGGCAGCACAAGGUGCACUUCAUGGUCUCACUGGACCAUUCCAUGUGGUUCCACGCCCCCUUCCGAGCUGACCACUGGAUGCUCUAUGAAUGCGAGAGCCCCUGGGCCGGUGGCUCUCGGGGGCUGGUCCAUGGGCGGCUGUGGCGUCAGGAUGGAGUCCUAGCUGUGACCUGUGCCCAGGAGGGCGUGAUCCGAGUGAAGCCCCAGGUCUCAGAGAGCAAGCUGUAGCCAGAGGUACCAGCUUCGCCUGGGGCUUCAAGAACCUCCCAUCUAUCCCCAUUCCUGAGACAGGAGUUACAGUCCCUUUUGGCCCUCACAUCCAAUAAAGAGACUGAUACCACUGGA